CUUAAUGUUGGAAGAUUAAAGACUACAUUUUUAAUUUCAAGAAAAUGACGAGUAGUAAUUUUAAUUUGUGUUUCUUGUCACUUGUACUUUGUAUGACUAACAUACGUUCGGAAACUGAUUUAUAUACACAGUCGAGAAAACCACAUAAUAUAUUACGAACAUGUCAUCGAAGUGAUCCAAAUUUGAACGACUGUAUAAAAGGUGCCAUCGAAGACCUAAGGCCGCAAUUGGCAAGAGGAAUUCCGGAAUUGUUUAUACCCUCCUGUGAACCACUUUACAUACCUGAAAUUGUGAUGAACCAAGGUAACAAAGGAAGUGUGAGUGUACAAUCAAUUUAUCGAGAUAUUCGUGUGUUUGGGCCGAGUCAAUUCAUUUUAAAAAAUGUUAAAGUUGAUUUGGAAAAAGAGAGGAUUCGAAUUAAAGUAUGGUUACCUUUUCUGCAUAUGACAGCCAAUUAUACGAUCGAAGGCAGAAUUUUAAUGUUACCUAUUUCUGGAGCUGGUCUAAGCGAGGGAAAUUAUACAAAUAUUGAAGCUAAUGUUCUCGUUCAGUGUAAUACUAUUCAAAUUGGAGGUAGAAAACACUUCAAUGUUCAAGAUGUAGCCAUUGAUUUUCAAAUCGGUCAUGCAAGUAUUUACCUCAGUGACUUGUUUGAAGGCGACAAAGAACUAGGUGAAGCGAUGAAUACAUUUUUAAAUGAUAAUUGGAGACAUGUUGCUCAAGAAUUCAAACCUAUUCUUGAAGAAACAAUUGGCGAUCUAUUCAAAAAAUUCGCCAACAAAUUGUAUCACACAUACUCGUUAGACGAAUUACUACCAAUUUAA
Rhopalosiphum maidis (corn leaf aphid) is the source of this 824-nucleotide messenger RNA. Its product is annotated as protein takeout-like. The transcript has 6 exons. The coding region runs from base 45 to 824 and encodes 259 amino acids. The record is from RefSeq and is a predicted model, not a curated record. Lineage: Eukaryota; Metazoa; Arthropoda; Insecta; Hemiptera; Aphididae.